UUAGCAAGCAACAGGAAAACCGCUAAGAGAACACAUUCCAGCCGGAGCACACUCUCUUUGGGACAAUAAGGGGUGGGACAAGUGUGUAUACUAUUUAAAAAUCUCUAAUCUUGCCUUUUAAUCAGCGGCGUAGACGACAACUAAAACUGUUUUUACUUAAUGGAAAAGGGGCCGCAGUGAGCUGUCUGUUUUGAAGUUGUCAAAGCGGAAGGAGCCUGGUUCCAAACCCACGACUGCGUUCACGUUGUCGGUUUAUCUGCACAGAUUUGGACCGAGAUGAGAUAGACAAGGGCUCGCUUUUUGUCGUCCGGUCUCAGCUCAGACUGUUACAACAUCAUUUUCAUUUUCUCACGCGUUGUUUGAGCUCUUUCUUGUUUGUUUGUUGGUAAGUGUGGAAUUAUAAUUUUUAUCAUUUUUUUAAACCUCGAAAGAAAAGAGACGUUUUCUCAGAAGCUGUUCGUCCUUGAGGCAGGAGAGGAUGUGAAUCCUCCCUGGGUGGCACAUCUGCCGCGGAGCCAUUCGCAUAAAAAGACCUGCUCUAGUCUUAGAAUGAUACCAGCUGUGUUAUAAACGCUCGUUUUUUUGGCCACUGAGAAAUACUUGAAGUCAUCUCUGAUAUGGAAGACGUGUGGCGCUUGCAUCUGUCAAGUUAAACGGUGAGCUACAAACAGAGAUGGGAAGCUCUGGUCUGCUUACAGUUGUGCUAUCUGCAGCUUUUCUUUGGAUUUCUAUCAUUCAUGCUGACAACCAUGUUGACAAAAAUGGUGAGAUGCUGCUGUGUAUCUGCGAGAAUGACAAAGACACAUGCGACAAUGGAACUUGCAAAGGAGACUACUGUUUCUAUUCCCGGUUGUUCGACUACGAGGAGAAGGGAUGUUUCUUUGAACAAAACAAAAAAGAGCAGUGCUCAAGCUCCAUGAACAAUCUUUUUGUCCUCUGCUGCACAAGCAACAAGUGCAACGCCUUCAUCACCCCACCUCCAAAUAUUAAUGGAGAGCCAUCAACAACAUCUCCAGAACUCCCACGUCCAGAGCUGUGGAUCUCUGUGUCUUUGCUACUCUUACUCACUACUGUGUGUGUGUGUGGCUUGAUGCUAUUCCUGCGCUUCCGACAUGCACCCUGCAGACUUAAAGACCCGGAAGACCAUGACGCCGCUAUGGUCAAGGUCCCCAAUGGAGAUGACCCCACUUAUGGAGAUAUUUUUGAUGAGUUUUGCACAUCAGGGAGUGGGACAGGGCUUCCAUAUCUGGUCCAGAGGACGAUGGCUAGACAAAUCUCACUUGUUGAGUGUGUUGGUAAAGGCAGGUAUGGAGAGGUGUGGAGGGGAACAUGGAUGGGGGAAAGUGUAGCUGUCAAGAUUUUCUCCUCCAGGGACGAGCAGUCCUGGUUCAGAGAGACUGAGAUCUACAAUACUGUGCAGUUGCGCCAUGACAACAUACUGGGUUUUAUAGCCUCUGACAUGACAUCCAAGAAUUCCAGCACUCAGCUGUGGCUUGUCACCCACUUUCAUGAGCUGGGUUCGCUCUAUGAUUUCCUGCAAUACAGCAGCCUGGAGCCAGAGAGCUGCUUGAGGAUGUGUCUGUCGGUGGCCUGUGGUCUGGUCCACCUCCACACUGAAAUUGUCAGCUCCCAGGAAAAGCCAGCAAUCGCCCAUCGAGACCUGAAAAGCAGAAACAUCCUGGUGAAGCGUAACGGGCAGUGCUGCAUUGCUGAUCUGGGCUUGGCUGUGAUCCACUCUCAGUCUCAUGACUACCUGGAUGUGGGCAACAACCCUCGUGUGGGGACCAAGCGCUACAUGGCCCCCGAGGUCCUGGAUGAGACUAUUCGUGUAGAAGUCUUUGAAUCUUAUAAGCACACGGACAUCUGGGCACUUGGUCUGGUUUUCUGGGAAAUAACCCGCAGGACUAUUGUCAAUGGGAUUGUAGAAGAGUACCGUCCUCCUUUUUUUGACCUUGUUCCCACAGAUCCCAGCUUUGAGGAAAUGAAGAAGGUGGUGUGUGUGGACCAGCAGAGGCCCAGUCUGCACAACAGGCUCCACUCCCACCCAAUCCUGUCAACUAUUGUUAAGAUCAUGAAGGAGUGUUGGUACCAGAACCCAACAGCCCGGCUCACAGCCUUGCGAGUGAGGAAAACUCUCUCCAAACUGGACGUUGACAAUGACUUCAGUGUUGAGAAGCUCAAGCGGGACACCUAGACCAGACCAUCGAGGCGAAGCAAAGACAAAACACCAAAAACAGAGAUUUACAUACUGUUAGCAUAUUUGGAGCUAAUGACAUCAUCUUCAUAUAAAAACCAUUAUUUAAAGAAUCUGGAUUUUUUUUUUUUUUUUUUUUUUUUCUGUAUAAAAAAUUUAGUUUGUCAAAGACAGAGAUUUUGCACCACCUCCCAGCAGAACAAAUUGCAUGUUGUUAGCAUAUUUGGAGCUAAUGACAGCAUUUUUCCAGUACCUCCAGCAUGAGUCAAAAUCAGUUAUACAGGCUGUGUUUCUUACUCAUUUUUAGGAUAAAAACCUAGUCAUCAUAGCCAAAUGGAAAAUCUAUGAUAGCACAAUUACUCACACCCUUAUCAGGAACAUUUUCAUUUAUAAUAUGGGUUUUCCAACCAUGAUUAAAACCACUUAAAGAUACAUAAAGCAAACGUAAUAUUUUUACAACAAAGCACAUUACAUGUUCUGUAAGCAUAUUUAAAUUGAGUAGAAUGAACAUUUAUUAUCUUCAGCACAGACUGUACAUAUUCUAACAGCAUUGACGCUGUAUGGGUUCAGUGCUUGUUUACAAUAUGGAUUAUUGUAAAUAUUUUUAAGAGGGUUAAUGUUAUUAUUGUCUAUUAUUCAACCAAAAAACACUUUUUAUAUACUUUUUAUCACACACCUUUUCAAAUUAUUUUUUUACAGCUCUGUAUGACUAAAAUAUAAGUCUACAAUCACUAUGAUCAGUAAUGCAGCUCACAGAGAGACAUGUAAUACUGUAUAUCUUGAAUAAAGGACUGUAUUUUUCAAAUUGUUGUGCUCUGCUGUAGGGUUAUAUUUUUGUUUUUGUUUUUUCUUGACCUGUAAUUAUUGCAAAAAAUAAAAAAAAUAAACUGCCUUGACCAGCAGCGGUCA
Melanotaenia boesemani (Boeseman's rainbowfish) is the source of this 3103-nucleotide messenger RNA. It is a transcript of the gene acvrl1, whose product is annotated as activin A receptor like type 1. Lineage: Eukaryota; Metazoa; Chordata; Actinopteri; Atheriniformes; Melanotaeniidae. Bases 674 to 2194 code for a protein of 506 amino acids. Gene Ontology annotation, molecular function: SMAD binding; transforming growth factor beta receptor activity, type I; ATP binding. The transcript is spliced from 10 exons. Gene Ontology annotation, cellular component: plasma membrane; BMP receptor complex. The record is from RefSeq and is a predicted model, not a curated record. Gene Ontology annotation, biological process: cellular response to growth factor stimulus; dorsal/ventral pattern formation; angiogenesis.